Messenger RNA from Archocentrus centrarchus (flier cichlid), 2220 nucleotides. RefSeq names its product FAST kinase domains 3 (gene fastkd3). Gene Ontology annotation, biological process: regulation of mitochondrial mRNA stability; mitochondrial RNA processing. The coding region runs from base 110 to 2098 and encodes 662 amino acids. Lineage: Eukaryota; Metazoa; Chordata; Actinopteri; Cichliformes; Cichlidae. The transcript has 7 exons. Gene Ontology annotation, molecular function: RNA binding. The record is from RefSeq and is a predicted model, not a curated record. Gene Ontology annotation, cellular component: mitochondrial matrix; ribonucleoprotein granule.
GUGACUUGAACGCCUCCCCUCCUUAUGGAACCACGUUUGGUAACAUCUCCGGUGUUAGAGGUUCUUUGACCUUUUCCCGCUGUCGGUAGGUCCAGCUGUGACCAGGGUCAUGGCUCUGAAGCUGAUUCAGAGGUUUCCGCUAAAGAUCCAGCGUUACCCUGUUGGACUCGUAUGCUUCGCCAGGCUCCUGAGUACCAGCAGUCAGUCCUUGUGUGUAGCUUGCCUGCGUACAUCAGCCGGCCGGUGCAUAAGGAGACAGGGUUGCCUUAAGCUACAGCAGGAUACCGUGAGGAGGAGUCUGACCACCAUCGUCAGGGAACCUGGCUUCAUCACCAGCAGCUCGGUGGGAAUCCACAGAGAUUCGGUCCCUCGGUUCCGGCUGACCCAGCUGCACCGACCCACAGCCGCAGAGGAGCAAAGUUUCCAGCGUCGUCUGGAGACCUGCUCCUCAUCCAGACAGGUUUUCAAACUGCUGCGCUCAGUGGAAAUCAUGUCUGACACCAUGGCCGCGGCAGCACUUCACCGUGUGGCCGACCUGGAACAGGAGGGUGGUGCUCUGAAGGACCCCAUAGUGCUGGAGAACAACACUAUCAGGGCCCUGUGCUUCCAGUUGGAGCAGGACUCUGGGCGGUUGACUGAUUCUGGACUGGUAUCAGCUCUCUUGGCUUGCACACGGCUUUACUUGGAUCCUUGGAGCACGCUGAUGGUACGGCUGGUGUCUGAGAGCCAGGCAAGGCUUGACAGGGGGGAGAUGACGGUAGGGGAACUGUGUACCCUGGGCCAGGCGAUGCUGGCCAUAGAGGGUCCAGGCAGUGUGAUGCUGGAGCAAGUGAUGGAGCAAAUCCAGAGGCAGGAGCCUACUCACUGGAGCCUAGCAGACCUUGUCCCUGUUUAUAGACUUCUGCAAGGUUGUGUGGGUGAAGAUGGAAAAUACAGGGACCUCCUGAAUGCCAUGCACAGCCACGCUAUGACCGUCACUUUCCGUAUGGAUCCUGCUGCUGUCAGCGGGGUGCUCAGUGCACUUGUAACCCUGAAUCAGAUGCAGGCCAUGCCUCUUGUGAUCAGUCUGUGUAAGCAGGCUGUGCGGCAUGUACCUUACUUCACCGAUGAGGAGCUCACCCAUGUACUUGGAGCACUAAUGCACUUUGGUCACAGCGAUCAUUACUUUGUGGAGGCGAUGGAGAAGUACAUUCCAACAGUGGCCUUCACCUCCCACCCAGAGACAGUUACGAAUGUGAUGCAGUUCUUUGGACGCAGGAACAUCCUUUCCCAACCAGUCUUUGAUGCUAUCGCUGAGAGCUUUGUGUACCGAGCCGACGACUACAGCACCAGCCAGGUGGCCAGGCAGAUCAUGGCUUUUGGGAAGCUGGGGUACCUCCCACCCAGUGCAGGCCAGGUGUUCAGGAAAGUAGAAACCAUUCUGCACACACGUUCCUCACACUUCCAGCCUCGAACACUGCUCAACCUGCUCCACGCCUGCACCUUGGUGGAGAGGUUCCCUGUUAAUUUUGUCUCCAAAGUGUUCAGCAGUUACUUCCUCCAGCAGCUGCAAGAGCAGGGCACGGGAAUUGACCGGGCUGUUCUGGCACAGCUGACUCAGCUCUACAUGACUGUAAAGUUGGAGUGUCCCUUCUAUGAGGGCCCCAAACUCCUUCCAAAAUACCGCGUCAAGUCUUUCCUCGCAUCUGGUCGCUUUCUGGAGACACCAGUGGAUUCACAUCUGUACAACCUGGUGAAAACUGGACUGGUGGAUUUGCUCGGGGAUCGUUCAUACUUCGGAUCAAAAGUUCUGACGCCGUACUGCUACACACUUGACGUUGAGAUAAAACUUGAUGAAGAAGGAUAUGUGCUGCCUGCCAGCCACACCGAUGAUGUAUACAAAAGGAUCGCUCUUUGUAUCGAUGGACAAAAGAGGUUCACUACAAACUUGAGGCAGCUUCUUGGAAAAGAGGCCAUCAAGCAGCGGCAUCUGCGCCUUCUGGGAUACGAAGUUGUUCAGAUCCCUUACUUUGAGUUUGAAAAGCUGCAAAACAAGACCAGUGUGGUGGAGUAUCUGCACCAAAAAAUCUUCCCUCACACCUACAGACUGAGCUGGUGACCGUGAAAUAAUCUCGCUGUGGUUGGAACAUCAGCGCUUAAAAACUCCAUAUUUAUUUUUUGCUAACAGUCAUUUCCAGGUUAAUGUGUUUGAAGUUAUUGACUGUACUUGCACAUAUUUAA